Suillus bovinus is the source of this 1404-nucleotide messenger RNA. RefSeq lists its product as uncharacterized. Bases 96 to 1160 code for a protein of 354 amino acids. The record is from RefSeq and is a predicted model, not a curated record. Gene Ontology annotation, molecular function: protein binding. The transcript is spliced from 5 exons. NCBI's taxonomy places the organism in Eukaryota, Fungi, Basidiomycota, Agaricomycetes, Boletales, Suillaceae. Gene Ontology annotation, cellular component: RSC-type complex. Gene Ontology annotation, biological process: chromatin remodeling.
AAGUUCCUUCAUAGUUCCAAAAUCAAUUACGUUUGUAGUCUCUUGUUAAUUUUCAAGGCUUUUGACAAACAUUCCAAAACAACGCUUUUUUCACCAUGACAAUAACACCAGCACAGAAAUCUGCUAUAGAGGAAGUCAUUGAAAUUAUAGUCGCAACAACUCCAGCUCGUGGAAAACGUCAAUUAUCUGAAUUGUUUAUGGAUCUCGUCGAUAGAUCAGAGUGGCCUGAAUAUUACGAGGUCAUACCAGAACCCCGAUGUAUCAACGCCAUCAAGUCAAGCGUAGAACGGAAUAGAUACAAGGACGCCUCAAACGCCUAUACCGAUCUGUCCCUCGUGUUUUGGAACGCUUUGUUCUACAACGAACCAGAUAGUCAAAUUGCUACUGAUGCGCAGACUCUCAAGACCGUACUCGAAACUGAAUGGCAGAAGAGAAGCAUUCUCCCUGUACCCCGACACUCGCCACCUCCUUCAUCUGCUCAAAAGGUCCACGGAACGGCUCCCGCUGCACCGCCGCAGUCCUUUGUUAUACAGCCUUCUACUUCUACAACAACCAAACUAAGGACAACAGCCCCAACACCCGCUGUACCUCCAGCUUCCGAAUCACAGACCACCAAAUCAACUCCUCUAAAAGCACCAGUGGCUGCAGAAGAAAGGGUUGGCGAUAGUGAGGCGAUCGGCCGCCAGCUUGAGAAAAAUAUCCCAAGAUGGCAAGGCGUUGGAGAACUAGGGAUCUCCGAGGUCAACAAGGACAGACUAGUCGAAAUUGUGCACAGUCCUCCUAAGACUCACACGCACGAGGACAAUCGUGACCGGACCAUGCUGACCGCGGCAGGAAAUUUGACUGUUCCCCCAAUCGUCGACAAGCUUCCCCCCGAAACGACAAAACAUUUUGAUCGCUCUCCGGACACAAACGAGCUGUUCUGGUUUGGCGGUCCUCCGAUGAAUAUCGCUCGAACGCCAGCCCCACAACAUAGCCUGGCGUACUUGCAUUUCUUGGCGACAAAACGCAAAAAAGAACUUGACGCGGGCUCAGAUGCCAUGAAUGUCGAUGGUGAAGCUUCAGCAGGUCUUUCAAUUCGACAGCGCACAGUUGCGCCUCCAACAGUUACCGAAAUGCUGCAAGCAGCCAUAAAUUCAGCAUCUACCGAGCACCCUUGACAAUUCAUCUGCUCCCACCCGUAUGAUAACCUAAGUUGAGUUUCUUUUAGUCUUCCCGCCUCGUGCUCAUUAGUUGUCACACCAUGCAGACCUAAUUGCUACGAAAUUUAUCCGUUUGACAGCUCUUCUAACGCUACUCUUUAACAUUGUCCAAUCAAUUCAUCAAUAAUGAUUUAUUCUGCACCAUUUAAGCGCAAAAUUGAGUCAGUCCAUCUGUGGAAUGUCUAGCUGAAAUCAUGUUGGA